GUAUCUUCUACCGGCAAAAUGAUCCACAAUCCAUCAAAUGAUGUCAAGAACUUGCAUCAGAAAUUUAAUCUACCAAGUAUCACGACCCGAAAAGCACGCCAGGCCUUUGAAAUGAGCAUAAAGUCAGGCUACACUGAUUCUUACAAGGGGCUUGUUGCAAACUACCUGGCACAAUCUGCCAACCCAGAAAAACUUAACCAGCUGAAGAUGGCAGGGACUGCAAUAACGAGAAUGGAGAUCAUCAGGAAGAUUGCUGCUCCAUCUGUACCUGGGCAACCGGGGACCACAUUGCCGACAAAGUCAUCAAAAGGAGUAAAUCCGAAAGAAGACUUUGAAGUGACACUUGAUGGAGACCCCCCCAAGAAGAAAGACAGACCUGAGCACUCCAGAAACAGCUACAAAGCCUUCUAUGACAAAUGGAGAGAUGAACAACAAAAGAUGCGCAUCAAUGAUGUUAUUGCUAACUUCCAAUGCAGACAGCCUUCUGAAAGACAGGUGCGGAGAUACAAUGCGAAACAGGGUUGGACGAAAAACACAGUCACUGCGGAGAGUGUGUGUCGACAGUGGAAACCUGCAGAGACCGAGAAAGCAGAGUUUGACAGCGUGCCCAUGCAGAAGCUGGUCUUGUCACAGAGGUGGAAGGGACUGCACAUUGUUGAGGACCCAAAGAAAGGAAGAAUGGUCAUGACUACGAGAACCUUUCGCAAAGGAGAGGUGGUCUGUGACUAUCAUGGCAUUCCUAUAUCUUUCAAGGAGGGUAAGACGCUUUUGAAAAACACGCAAGGGAAUGCAAUGGGCUGCUUGUAUUUUUACAAGAACAGCAAAGGUGUGAAUUGCUGCAUGGAUGGACAGACUAUCCCGUGCCCAUGUCACCCUGAAAAGGAAACCUUUGGAAGACGCAUCAAUCACUCCAGGAGACACCCAAACCUCAAAUCAGUCCUGAAGACCCUCACCAUUGAUGGCAUCAAGAAGGACUUCAUCUUUUUCAUGGCCAAAACAGACAUCAAGUGUGAUCAAGAAGUUACUUUUGACUAUAGUGUAAAUGGAAUGUUCUUUGUUGCAGAAGCAGCUGAUUCAGAAUUGGUGGAUGAUUAG
Messenger RNA from Esox lucius (northern pike), 1095 nucleotides. RefSeq lists its product as uncharacterized. NCBI's taxonomy places the organism in Eukaryota, Metazoa, Chordata, Actinopteri, Esociformes, Esocidae. Bases 19 to 1095 code for a protein of 358 amino acids. The transcript is spliced from 4 exons. The record is from RefSeq and is a predicted model, not a curated record. Gene Ontology annotation, molecular function: protein binding.